Aspergillus uvarum CBS 121591 is the source of this 729-nucleotide messenger RNA. RefSeq lists its product as uncharacterized. The record is from RefSeq and is a predicted model, not a curated record. The coding region runs from base 1 to 729 and encodes 242 amino acids. The transcript has a single exon. Lineage: Eukaryota; Fungi; Ascomycota; Eurotiomycetes; Eurotiales; Aspergillaceae. Gene Ontology annotation, molecular function: RNA binding; RNA nuclease activity.
AUGCACAUCCAUCCCGAAGUCGUCCUCCUCGGAGGCCUGGGCCUCCUCCUGGGCGCCAGCGGCUCCCCGCUCCCCUCUCGCCCCUCCACCCCGCUCCCCGAGGACUCUACCUCCACCCUGAGCCCCAACACCACUACCGGUAACCCCCUCCCCGAUCUAACCCAUCUGUCCCUCGCCCCCCGCGAGAAAGACACCAACGUGGAGAUUGUCUGCCACGAUCACGUCUUCACUCGCGACCACGUCAAGGCCGCCGUCAAGCAGGCCAAGCGCAUCCACGAGGCCAAGGAUAAGCACCCGGACGACUACGCCGAGUUCCCCAAGCCCCUGGACCGCCGCGCCAGCGACCUAUUUAAGAAGCCCGACGGACUGUUCCAGUUCCCCCUCGUGUCGGACGGCGUCUACGACGGCAAGGCCGAUGUGACCGGGCGCGAGUUCGUGAUCAUCGACAAGAACUUCAAGUGUAAGGGGGCGGUGCGGUAUUAUGAAGACCAUGCGGAGAGUAAGGGCCAUGCGGAUGCGUGCUAUGCACGCAAGCGGAAGGAUAAGGAUGGGAAGGACAAGGGCAAGGAUAAGGAUAAGCGCAAGGGUGGUGGUGGUGGCGCCGCUGGCGGUGGCGGCGGCGGUCAUGCCAGUGGUCAUGCCAGUGGUGGCCAUGGUGCCGGUCGAACUGGCCUUAUCGUUGCUGGUGGUGCCCAUGGGGCCGACGAGGGGGAUUACGAUGUUUGCUGA